UUAUUAUUUUCCUUUAAUUACGAUUCGGACAUACUGAGGAAAGUUAGCAACCCCAAAAUUAGUUGUUUAUUUUUUAUUUUUUUAACUUAUCAAAACCUCCAUUUUCACAUUUUCUCAAGAAUCUCAUUACUUGAUAAAGCCUAAAAAUUCAAUCUUUUCCCCAUAAUUUCAGUUUUUAAUUCUCAAAAAAAUCUUAAAAUUUUCAACAAAAAAUUCUGAUCAUUUCCAUCUUCAUUCUUUGCUUAACUUUCUUGUUUUAUUCUAAGUCUGUUUUUGUGAUAAGCUCUGGUAAGACUUCAAAAUUAGCACUAAUUAAGCUUAAUUUAUGUUUUUCCCCUAAAAAAAUAAUUCUGGGUUUCUUUAUUGAAGGAAAUUUUAUGGGGUUUUGAAGGAAAGGAGAGGGAAAUUUUCUGUUCUUUUUUUUUUGGGGGGGGGCUAUGGAGGGGAGUAACAGUGGAGUUACAGUGGUGCGAUCAGAUGCUCCAUCAGAUUACCAUGUGGCAGCAAGGACCACUGAGAAUCCAACAACACAAACAGUGACAUCCCAGGUUGUUGUUGUCUCACCAACGCCGGCAACCGCCAUGUCUGCCGGCGCCGGCUUAUCAGCUACUGUGAAGAAGAAGAGAGGCAGACCAAGAAAGUAUGCACCAGAUGGGUCUGUAAAUGUUCUUUCUCCAAAGCCAAUUUCAUCAUCUGCACCGUCGCCGGUGAUUGAUUUUUCAUCGUCGGAGAAAAGGGGGAAAAUCCGGCCAGUUGGGUUAGUUAGUAAAACCCAUCAUCAACCAAAAGUUGAUUUAGAGACUCCAGGUGAAUGGGUUUCAUGCUCUGUUGGUGCUAAUUUUACACCUCAUAUUAUUAUUGUAAAUACUGGAGAGGAUGUCACCAUGAAGGUUAUAUCAUUCUCUCAACAAGGGCCUCGAGCAAUAUGCAUUCUUUCAGCAAAUGGUGUGAUUUCAAGUGUUACACUUCGUCAACCAGACUCCUCUGGUGGCACAUUGACGUAUGAGGGCCGGUUUGAGAUACUGUCUUUGACCGGAUCAUUUAUGCCAUCAGAGACUGGAGGAAUGAGAAACAGAUCUGGCGGAAUGAGUGUAUCACUAGCAAGCCCUGAUGGACGUGUUGUUGGGGGUGGAGUAGCUGGUCUAUUAGUAGCUGCCAGUCCUGUGCAGAUUGUUAUAGGCAGCUUUCUUGCUGGAGAGCAACAUGAACAGAGAACCAAGAAAAACAAACCAGAGUCCAUUAUUGCUGCUGUUCCUCUACCCGAGACGGAAGACCCUUAUCACUCCUCAGUAAAACAAACCACGCCAACUUCCUCUUCUUUCCGCGUAGAUAAUUGGUCAGCCCCUGAUUCUAGGACUAAGCCAGCUGAAAUAAAUGCAACUCUUCCAGCAUAGGGUGGAAUUUGAAUGUGGUUUACUAGACCACUAGGACUACGUGUCUUUAACGAAGCUCCUAUUGAUCUUUCUCACCUCCUAUUUGAUGUUUGUUUGAGGUCUGUGCAGUAAUCCAAACUAGUUUUCUAGAUAGCCUUUGUUAUUCUGGUGUUUUGCUGUAGAAUUUUAGAUGUGAUGUUGUCGUGACGCUUUUGUUACGGAAGUUACCACGGUCUAGGUUUAUGGAUGGAUUCCUAGAAAAUGAAUCACAUCUUAGAGUGUUAUAAGGGUUUAUGUCUAGUUUUAACAGGCAUAUUCAUCCUCUUAAUUAAAUGGCACAUUUUGUACUUUGCACCUUUUAUUGUGAUCGACUUCCUUGAUCCAAUC
This is a messenger RNA of Solanum dulcamara, 1760 nucleotides long. RefSeq names its product AT-hook motif nuclear-localized protein 1-like. The record is from RefSeq and is a predicted model, not a curated record. Gene Ontology annotation, molecular function: minor groove of adenine-thymine-rich DNA binding. NCBI's taxonomy places the organism in Eukaryota, Viridiplantae, Streptophyta, Magnoliopsida, Solanales, Solanaceae. Bases 438 to 1394 code for a protein of 318 amino acids. The transcript has 5 exons.